AUGAUCGAAGACAACAAAUUAGGAGGUAACGGCACCGAGUCGACGGAGACUCUACGGGAGACUAAGCCCUCCUCCACCGCCGCCGCCUCGGUCGGCUUUUGGGACCCAGCGUUAGAAGAGACCCGGAGACGAAUCAUUUCCCUCUGGGGUCGGACGGUAUUUGUGUUGUGUGUUUUUAUUCUCGGUAUUCUUUCGCUUUACUGGGCCGUCCAAUUCCGGUCGGAAGACAGACUUCACACUUUGACUGUCUGGGUGGUCGAUUUCGAUAACCAGGUGGAACCAUACAGGAAUGAGAGCAUCACGCCCAUCGUUGGACCAGCCGUGACAGAUGUCGCGAAUCGGCUUAUCAAGUCGGAUACGGAACACGUGGGAUAUGAAAUCAGAUCGCCGGCAGACUUCAACUAUGAUCCUUGGGCGGUCCGGCAAGGGGUCUAUGAUGAACAUGCAUAUGCCGCAAUCAUUGUCAACCCUAAUGCUACCACUCUCCUAUACGAUGCCGUGAUGAAUGGUGACUCGUCGUACGAUCCCAGUGGCGCUGCUCAAUUUAUAAUCGUCAGCGCGCGUGACCAGGCCACAUAUUCCAACUACAUCGAACCGGCCUUGUCUUGGUUCCAGCUGGAAGUUUUUGCCGAGUUUAGCCCCAGAUGGAUUCAGACUCUCACGAAACAGUCUAUGGACAUCUCUCGGGUGCCGCAAGCUGUCAAUCCGGCGAUUGGUUUCUACAAAGUUGACCUGCGACCGUUUGGCCCGGCUGCUGCGACGCCGUCCGUGACCAUCGGUUUGAUUUACCUGAUCAUUAUCGCCUUUUUCAACACUCCGUUCCUCAUGCCCGUUCAUAUGCAGUUCAUCAAGGGGGACCACCCGCCUCUGAAAAACGCGCAGUGGCUCAUCUGGCGUCUGUGUUCGAGCAUUGUGGCCUACUUUUUCCUGUCGCUGUUUUAUUCCUUUGUGUCGCUGGCCUUCCAGAUCCCGUUCACCAAUAGUCCAGCGCCGGAUACGUUGCCUGCCGACAAUGCCAACGCCUAUGGACAUGGAUCGUUCAUGAUAUUCUGGAUGCUGAAUUGGGUUGGCAUGACUGCGCUCGGGCUGCCCUGCGAGAACAUGGGGAUGAUCCUCGGGUUUCCCUACAGUGCACUCUUUCUGAUUUUCUGGGUCAUUACCAACGUCGCCACUGGCUUUUAUGCGUUGGAUCUGGCGCCUGGUUUCUUCGCUUGGGGUUAUGUCUGGCCUUUGCAUCGCAUUGUCGAGGCGCUCCGGACUAUUCUCUUCGGCACGCAUUCCCGGAUUGGACUCGACUUUGGCAUUCUGUUUGCGUGGAUCGGACUGUCCAUCCUACUAUACCCAUUUGCCGCAUUCAUCAUGCGCUGGAAGAUGAAGCGAGGAUUGUAA
Aspergillus novofumigatus IBT 16806 is the source of this 1389-nucleotide messenger RNA. RefSeq names its product SNG1 family protein. The record is from RefSeq and is a predicted model, not a curated record. The transcript has 3 exons. The coding region runs from base 1 to 1389 and encodes 462 amino acids. NCBI's taxonomy places the organism in Eukaryota, Fungi, Ascomycota, Eurotiomycetes, Eurotiales, Aspergillaceae. Gene Ontology annotation, cellular component: membrane.